AAAGCAUCUUCCAACAUGGAGUCGAGCGGCUUGAAGCUGAGUUUCUGGGAGAACGGACCGAAGCCCGGGCAGCUCUACUCGCUGGCCGGCGGCCGCAGCGGGCCGGCCGCCCCCUGCCGGCCGGUCAAACACACACUGAACCCCAUGGUCACCGGCACCUCGGUGCUCGGUGUGAAGUUCAGCGGUGGCGUCAUCCUCGCGGCCGACAUGUUGGGCUCCUACGGCUCGCUGGCUCGCUUCAGGAACAUCUCGCGCCUCAUGAAGGUGAACGACAACACCAUCCUGGGAGCUUCGGGGGACUACGCCGACUACCAGCACCUGAAGCAUAUCAUCGAGCAGAUGGUCAUCGACGAGGAGCUGCUGGGCGACGGCCACAGCUGCAGCCCCAAGGCGCUGCACUCCUGGCUCACCAGGGUGAUGUACAACCGGCGCAGCAAGAUGAACCCGCUGUGGAACACCGUGGUCAUCGGGGGCGUGUACGGCGGCACGAGUUUCCUGGGUUACGUGGACAAGCUGGGCGUUGCCUAUGAGGCGCCCACCGUGGCCACGGGCUUUGGAGCGUACCUGGCCCAGCCUCUGAUGAGGGAGGUGGUGGAGAACAAGGAGGAGAUCUCUCAGCAGGAGGCCCGUGAGCUGGUGGAGCGAUGCCUCAAAGUUCUGUACUACAGAGACGCUCGCUCCUACAACAAGCAUGAGAUCGCCAUAGUAACGGAGGCGGGCGUGGAGAUCGUUGGUCCUCUGUCCUCUGAGACCAACUGGGACAUCGCUCACAUGGUCAGCGGGUUUGAAUGAAGACGAGCUGAUGAAGACGAGCGGCAUCUACGGUGACGCCUGCAAUUUAUCUGUCAGUUUAUUUAGUUUUUUCUGAUGUUCAUUGUAACUUUUGUAUCACGGAAAAUAAAUGUGGAAAAUCCUGAAA
This is a messenger RNA of Pseudoliparis swirei, 919 nucleotides long. RefSeq names its product proteasome 20S subunit beta 4 (gene psmb4). The record is from RefSeq and is a predicted model, not a curated record. The transcript is spliced from 8 exons. The coding region runs from base 16 to 792 and encodes 258 amino acids. NCBI's taxonomy places the organism in Eukaryota, Metazoa, Chordata, Actinopteri, Perciformes, Liparidae. Gene Ontology annotation, cellular component: proteasome core complex.